Symbiodinium sp. CCMP2592 is the source of this 3603-nucleotide messenger RNA. Lineage: Eukaryota; Dinophyceae; Suessiales; Symbiodiniaceae. The record is from the annotation of a GenBank genome assembly.
AUGCCAUUUGCCGUCCGACUUGUGGCCUUUGGUGCCACUCUGGCCCUCGCAAAGCGUCUCGAACGUACAGGGGCAGAGCUGGAGCUGGAGGAGCAUUCUACUGGGAAGACGACCUGCCAGUAUGUGCCAGAACUCGGAAGGCCCGACACCCACGACGGGAUUUUGAAGUCCACGAACUGGCACCAGACUGUGGAUCACUAUCCCAUGACGGACUUCAUGACCUGCAAGAUGAAGUGCGAUGCUGACGCGAACUGCGUGGCCUUCGUUCGCCGUGCCGAAGACGACGUAGGCUACUUGGGCAGCGCGACUGCUGCGAUCAUGAAUGCUCGCGAGGAUCCAACCAAGCUGCUGCAGGUCCCAGAUGAUGUGCAACUUGGGGACUGCUGGCUUCUUGGUGCAGACAAGCUGAAGAAGUACAAGCUGAUCCAGGAGAUCACAUCACGGCGGUUCACCGGACAGUUCUCACACCCAUUCCGAAAGCUGAGCUUGGACACCAAAGGUUACUUCAGCCGAGCCCACGAAAAGGUGACCUACGAAAAGCGGGACUGUCAAUGCGAAUACCGCUACCUGGGACUCGUCCGCAGCGACUCCGACGAAGACCAGUAUGCUACGCAGAACGGCAUGUCCAAGAUCAUUGAGAUGUGCGAAGGCGAAUAUCGAUACAUCGGAAAGGAGUUUGUGGAAUAUGGCGUGGAGUCCCUGUUUCAGCGCACCGAUGGCCAGAAGUUCAUCUACCUGUGUGCUGCAGCCGGCAGUGAUGGAACGAAGCUGGAAAGGAACUGGUAUUGCGUGGAUUCCGAAGACCCGCAGGUGAUAUCGGAUAAGGCUCAGAAUGCCAGUAUGCUGUCAAAGGCCGGCUUCUUCUUCUUCGGGAGCGCACUGACGAGGUUUCAGACCUGCCUUGGACACAAGAUCGACAGGCCUUGGUGGGCAGGGCCCACGGCGCCUGCAGAUCUCGCCGUGACACGUUGGGACGAGGAGCCCCAGCCGAUCAAGUACUAUCCGCGCGCCACGGAUUACGAGCUGAACGAUGCCUAUGACAAAGAUGGGAAGCGGCUCCCUGGCUGCGGCCCACAGUGCCUGAAGCAAGGGCAGGGCAUCUUGGCCUGUGCGGCAGGGAAGAAGGAGGUGGAAGAAGUGAAGAAGGACUUCCUUCUGAAGAACAGCAAGUGUUUGCUCACGGUCGAAAACUCUCGAGUGGCCUGGGCCCACUGGUUCAAUCAGAAGGGCGGCGCCGCUUCAACAAUCGUCACGCUGGCAGCAGGCACGCUGCGAGGCGCCUUCAGUGGCUUCUUCUGGAAUCGAGAUCGCGACUACACUCAGAUCAUCUGGCGUGGCCUCGCACUCUGGGAGAAGGUUGAGAAGGCCGCUGCCCUCGUCGACUAUAUCCAGACAGGGGUGUCCGUGUCGGGGAAGAACAUGACGGAGGGCGAGAAGUAUGCCUGUGCCGAGAUGAUGGUGGACGAGGUCAAGUCGGCAGGGGGUAUCAUGCCAAAGGUGUCUCAGACGCUCGCUAUGAAACCCGACGUUGUCAAGGAUGACUUCGUCCGGUCCGCCUUGAAGUCAACGCAGACGGAAAACCCGGCCAAAGAUCACGCGUUUGUGCGCGCGUACGUCGCCAGGAAGCUUCAGGAAGCCUUAGACAACAACGCUGCGACGAAUGAACGUGACCUCGUCAUCGAUGAUCUUGACGAGCACUUGGAGCUGGGAAAGACUCUAGCCACGGGAAGUGUGGCCCAGGUCCUUUCCGCCAAGGUGAAGUCCACCGGAAAGGUUCGCGACUAUCUCUGCGGCACAGGAGCCCCUCCAUGCGACGUGGUGCUGAAGGUCGUGUUCGACACCAACGAGAAGAACUACCAGGACGAUUGGGAGGCGAUCCAGUUCCUGGGGAACACUCUCCUCUGGACGAUUCACAAAAUCAUAGCCAACAGCGGCUUCCUUCUGCGCGUGAAGAUGACGGCUGAGCAGGUGGAGAUGAUUCAGCACGGGGUCUCCGCCGGAGUGGACACUUGGCAGGCUGUGAAACAAGGACUCGGCGCCGUAAUGGACGAGUUCGAUCUUCGGAUUGAGGACCUCAACGCCAAGAAAGGCCUGGAUCUGAUCAAGGGCUUCGACGCAGACCAGGCUCUCAAGCAGAAGCUCGGAAUCGACGCGGUUACGUUCGACGUCCCGAAGGUCCUGAUGACAACGUCCAAGUACGUCAUGGUCCAGACCUUUGCAAAGGGUGACACGCUGACGGCCUACCAUGCCUCCAUCACUGGCCAGGUCGACAAGCUAAAGCAGUGGCGCACUCUCGUCUAUCCCUCCAUCAUGGGCCUCUAUGGCUACCUUAUGGUGGAGAAAGGUUUCUUCCAAGGCGAUCCUCAUCCCGGCAACUGGUACUGGGAGGAGAGUACCAAGACGCUGACUCUCAUCGACUGGGGUCUUGCCGACGACCUAAGCGGCGGUCUCGCAAGGGCCGGGCGUCUCUACGUCAAUGAAAAGGGUGAAAAGCCGAAGCUCAAGGGUAAGGAGGUGGACCAGGCCGCGGUUGACGGUUUGAUCCACCAGCACCAGUGUGGCCUGGCAAAAUUCUACGAGCAGAUGGCGGCUUAUCGUCGGAAGGAAUUGCUUUGCAACGGCCUUUGGGCCAAAGACCAGGGCGGCGAGGAGAUGAUCUUGGUUCCUGCGCUCGGCCCGACGAUGCUUCUGGAGGGAACCGAGGUUCGUUUCCACACCAAGUACUUUGGCCGAAAUCUGACUGUCCAGGAGGCCCUCACCGAGAAGUUCUUCGGAACGCCUCUCUUUGGUACAGGAUCGAAAAAGCCGUUCAUCUUGCAGAGGCGGCGCUCGACCACCUGCUUUGGAGAUCAGUGCGGCCAUGGAUGGGAGCUCGCACAGAUGGACGGUGCGGGCGCCAAGACCUUCAGGCCGGUCGCCAACUGUGUCAGCGAGUCGUGCGUUCAUUCGUCCUUCCACGCCAAUGACGUCCCAGUCAAGAAGUGCAAAGAAGGAUGCAAGGAUGUGGAAUGCAUCAAGAAGUGUGAGAAGUUCACUAGCAACGAGAUCCCCAGCAUGAUUGGCGACUCCGCUUCGCCCUACCACUUCGAACGCCUUGCGAUCAAGCUGCAGGGCGCUGGCCUCGACUGUGCCAGCCUGGAGUCAAGGGAAGAGGCCUACAAGAAGGGUGCCCAAAGGCUCGGAUAUGCGACCAAGACAAUGCAUCCGGUUGUCUUGGCGCUCUUUGCAGCUCUUCACACCAACGACUUGUUAGACUUGAAAGCACGACAGGAGAACAUCCAGCUGAACGAUCCGCAUGAAGCCGGAACGAAGAUUCCCGACUACGUGGCAGUGAUGUUGCGGUCGUUGUCCGUCUUCCUUGGUAUGGUUCAGGACAUGGUGUCCGAAAAUCGGCCGCCCUUCGUCCCAAUCAUGGUCACCGAAUUCCUCUUCGACACGUCGCCAGAUGAGAUGUUUACAUUCUGGCACAUCUUUGCGGAGCGAUUUCUCCAGUCUGCGGACGGACAGACAUGCACGGACGAAGACAUUGAUGCCUCCGUGGAGGAGGUGCUGAGCGAGGUGAAUUUUGACGAAGAUGAAGACGAUGACGUGCAUAUUUGGUAG